GGGGUUCAAAGGUUCUGACAUCGUGAAAUGCGCAGACUGAGCCACUGGGACUCGUGUCUUGAAACGCAAAUACUGGACGCGAUUACUAGGCGGCAUGGUAGAGACUCGCUCCCUUUUCUACAACACGACUAACAGACUAAAUCUGAUAGUCAUAGCUUGACAACAAACAUCAAAUCCCAGACGUCAAAGAACAAACCUCAGAUAACCAUAAUCAAAUAAUAAACGUCUAAAAACUGCCGAUCCCACAAAUGGACGCAGAAUCUGGAACAUCUGAGAUGCUUUCAGUAUCCGAUAUUGACGCUGGGCCCGGUCCUGGACACGAAAGCGGAAAAAUAUCUGGCGUCGACGGGGGAGAAGACAACGGAAGUGUAGCUGUAGCUGCACUUGAGCCACAAGCAGAUACAGAAUCGGAUUUCGCUUCAAUUGAAGCUCUUCUCGGACUUGACUGCGUCUCAGAAGCAGAAGCGGAAGCAGCAACACUACCAGGAUCAGGCGCAAACAAAUACCCUUACAUACAUGACGAAAACUUCACUUUUCCAUCAGAUUCAUUUACCGCGUCAUCGUCUUCUGCUUCUGCAUUUCCAACAGAUUCAACCCUGUCUGCGGAAGAAGCGUUUUUUGCGUAUUCGGAACUUGCAGUUCCCGAGUCGAUGAAUACUCCAAACACUGAGCGUUUACCGCAUUUGGCAUAUUUGGAGAAUCCGACAAACUCUGCAGGUGUAGCAGGUCCAGCAAAUCCAGCAAAUCCAGCAGGUCAAGCGCAUUCGACGUAUCGAGUAAAGUCAGGAGAAUUGACAGACUCGGUAGCACCGACGGGCUCAGCAGGCUCGGUACAUCCGGCAGUGUCAGCGCGCAUGGAUGGCUUACCGCCUCAUGCCCAAACUGCAGUACAAUCUGGAGGACAAUCAGGGCUUCAAGGCGGAAAAAUUGCAGGAAAUAUCUUUCCUAACGCACAUAACAUGGCCAAUGCGAAUAAUACCGAUGGGAGCCUGGUCAUGAACGCAACCAGCGGACCGAACGGGAUGGAUGGAGCGGGCGAAAUGUCCAGCAUGGCAGAACGACGAAUAAUGGCACAAAUGAUGAAUUUCAUUAGGCAGGCAUUUAUCAAAAAUAAUCGGCUAAAUGCUGGUGGUGCCGUACCUGCGCGGUGUAAUAUGCAGGGCAAAGCUCAAAUGCAUCAUCAAAUGCCGGAUUGGGCGUCAAUGCCAGAUCAGACGGCUUGUCAAGCUGGUCAACAUGUCAGACCAGCAGGGCCAUCACAACACCAACCUCAACGAGAACAAGCACAGGGGCAACAACAGCAGCAACAGCAACGACAGCAAGCACAAGGAAAAGCACAAGGAGCAAAACCCGAUUCUGAAGGGCUACCUAUCUCUGCUGCUAAUCCCUUGACUUCCCAGAACGGAAUCGCAGUUGCGACAAAUGGCGCGAAUCAGAGGGAAGUAAAUGCAAACGCAGAAGUAGAAGCAUCAAAUGCAGAAGUGGGAAAUAUACCUAAAUCGAGUAAUAAACUUGACACUGCUACCGCCGCCGUCAUGCCAGCAGGCUCCGAGUCGAAUCCACACGCAUAUGUUGCGCCAGUGGCGAACAUGCGACGAGAUACUGUCCACACCAAUAAUGACAAGGAGGGUAUCAACAAGAGCACUGGCAAUUUGCCAAAUCCGGUUGCGCAGGUGCAGUCAAACAAUUCGAACAAUUGGAUGAUGGCGACCAAGGAGAUGCAAAUGGACAUUGACGAAGACGGUGACGAAGACUACAACACGUACCUCGAGUAUAAAGAAAAAGGAUACGGAGGAGUUCUGCAUCCUGGAUGGAAAUUUGGCGCUGAUGACGCAUCUAAAAAGCGCAACGAGAGGAAAAAGCCACAGCCGAAGCAGAAUAAGAAGAAGCAAGCAAGCCAACCUCAAAGCAAAGAAAUUCCCGUGGAAGGAAAUACUGCGAAAAAGCCAGAGGUGAAUGAAGAAACAUUCGAGCAAUUCAAAAAGGGACUGGAAGAAAAGUGCCAGGCUGGGGAGAAGAGAAAAGCCAUAGGAGAGCCAUGUGGUGAUGAUAACGGCAAUGACGGGGGAAAGAGGCAGAGUGAUCAACCAGUACAGAAGGAGAACCCACAGCCGCAGCCGCAGCCGCAAAAACCUCCUGCGCGUAAAAGAGCUCGUACGACCGGAUCCGGAAAACGCGGCAUAACACAAGACGACGCAGAGGAUCAGAGUCUUUUCGUAAGUGAAGGUGAAGAUAGUCCUUGUGCGCUUGCUCAGCCUCAUUCACCUGCCCGUCAGACAAAGGCAGCUCCGGCGAACGACACCAAGGAAACCAAGGAAGCCGAGGAAGCCGAGGAAGCAAAAGAAACAAGAGAAGCAAAAAAAGUGGUUGAAGUUCGAGAUUUAAAGCAACAACCUGCUGCUCAAGCGACAAAGGUAUGAAAACCAAAAUCCUUUGGAUCGGGUAGCUCAAAGUUGAAAAGCGAAUGCUAAGAAUCGUGGACAGGAAGCUUCAAAAAUUGCGUCAGAGCCUGAGAAAGAACCUGAUAGUGCUGGUAAAAAAGCGCCUCCUCAGGCCACGGCUGUGCCACCUCCCAAUACUGGUAAAAAGGCACCG
Xylona heveae TC161 is the source of this 2595-nucleotide messenger RNA. RefSeq lists its product as hypothetical. The record is from RefSeq and is a predicted model, not a curated record. The coding region runs from base 249 to 2420 and encodes 723 amino acids. NCBI's taxonomy places the organism in Eukaryota, Fungi, Ascomycota, Xylonomycetes, Xylonales, Xylonaceae. The transcript is spliced from 2 exons.